Tripterygium wilfordii is the source of this 1945-nucleotide messenger RNA. Its product is annotated as zinc finger CCCH domain-containing protein 2-like. The record is from RefSeq and is a predicted model, not a curated record. NCBI's taxonomy places the organism in Eukaryota, Viridiplantae, Streptophyta, Magnoliopsida, Celastrales, Celastraceae. The transcript has a single exon. Gene Ontology annotation, molecular function: metal ion binding. Bases 387 to 1583 code for a protein of 398 amino acids.
UGCAUUGCCUCCCCAAUUACAAAAACUUUCGUCAUUGAAUUUGGACACAUAGCAAUGCAUUUUCUCAGAGACUGCCACCUAUCUUUCAUUGCAUGCUGAUCCCAAAUACUAUGCAGCCACGCAUCUCUCUCUCUCUGCCCAUACCCUUCACACUCCCACUCACCCAUUCCCUCUCUCUCUGUCCCUCUCUCUCUCUCUCUCUCUCUCUCUAUGUAAAUACGGUAUAUGUGUGUGUAUUAACCUCCUAUAUAACAAGACCUAUCCUUGUUCCCUUCUCCCUCAACACAACUCUCUCAUGAUCCUCCAAUUCAUCUGAAUCAAGACCUAUUCUUUUUCUCUCCCUCUCUAUAUAUAUACGUCUCUAUUGUGUUGCAUUUGAACCAACCAUGAGCACUAUGUGUGCUGAGAAACACAGUUUCUAUCCCUCCCAACAACUCCAUCUUCUCUCCCCAAAGAAACCCACCUUCAAAGACACCAUUUUUGACAGUAAUAUUGCUAAUCUGAUUCCUCCAAGGAUGCUCCUUUCACGCAAAACCCAGAUCCAAGAAACCCCUGAAAUAUCACUCUACGAGUCCAAUCUUCGUAAAUAUCUGCCUUACAAUGAUGACAAUGAAGAAAUUGAGGAACUUGACUCCUCUGACUCUGCCGACCCUUACUCCUCUGACCAAUUUCGCAUGUUUGAGUUCAAGGUGCGUCGGUGCACGCGCAGCCGCAGCCAUGAUUGGACCGACUGCCCCUUCGCUCACCCCGGCGAGAAGGCUCGCCGGAGAGAUCCUCGUCGGUAUCAUUACUCCGGCACCGUUUGCCCUGACUUUCGGCGCGGUGGGUGUACUCGUGGUGAGAACUGUCAGUAUGCACACGGGGUGUUUGAAUGUUGGCUUCACCCAUCUCGUUAUAGAACAGAGGCUUGUAAAGACGGUAAGAAUUGCAAGCGAAAGAUUUGUUUCUUCGCUCACUCUCCAAAGCAACUCCGAAUUUCGCCUGAAAUUUCCAACACAGAGAGAAAAUUCAAGUCUCUGAAUCACAAUCUUAAUCACCGCUGUUUGUUCUGCUCUCAUAACUCGGUGAGUAAUUCACCGACCUCUACUUUAUUGGGUAUGCCACAUCUGUCACCGCCAAUGUCACCAUCGCCGCCAUUAUCCCCGGUGAAGCACAUAGGGAUUAAUGGGUUUUCGCCCUUAUCAAGGUUUGGAGGUUGUGAAUCUUGCAACCUGAGCAAGCUUUCUACUGGGGUUGUGAGCUAUAAAGAGAUGCUCACUGAGCUGAUGAACUCAAUGGAGGCUAUGAAAUUUAGUGAAUCUGUGUCUUCUCCUUGCUCUUCUACGACUCCAAACAAUAAUAACAGGAAUGUUAAUGUUCCUUGGCUUGAUGUUUCUUUCAAUGUUGAAGAUCAUCAGCAGCAGCAUUUCACUCUUUCUCCUUCCACACCAAGUCCUUCCGGAUCUGGUAAUCUUUUCCGUGAAGAUUAUUCAAGCAAGAUUACUGUCACUGCAGCAGAUCUUGACAAAAUGAAUGAUAACAGUACUGAAUUUGGUGGUCCAGCUGAUCCUGAUCUUGGAUGGGUCAACGAGCUAUUGAUGUAGUAGAUGAAAGGAGGGAAUUGGAAGGUGUAUAUAUAUAAGAUAUGAUCUCCCUGCUGCACCAACCCUAUAUAUAUUUCAGUCGGUCUAUAUAUAGAAGUGAUUUGGUGUAUAUUAAUUAUUAAUGCCAUUGUUCUUUCUCGAGUUUAUGUUGCUAUCUUAAAUUUAGUUUUUUUUGUAGGUUGUUAAUUGAGGUGUCUAAUUCUGUAUGUGAUGGUGUAUUGAAUUGAACUUCAAUGUGUUCAUUUGAUAAGCUCUCUCCCUGUAUUUCUGCAUGUAAUUGCUAUAAUUUUGUGGGUUUCAGAAAAUAUUUUCUGGGUUUUCUUUUUCUUGUCUUGAAGUUGAAGAUCUCGAAUUGUUUGUUA